AAAAAAAAAAUCAGCAGUUUAUAGAAAGAAGAAGCUAUAGUCUGUCGGGAUAUCCAACACCAACAGUAGGGCUUACUGAGAGCUCCAUUUCUGGAAAGCGUUGCAAGACUGAGGAAUAUCAGACUGCGAAUCACCGGGAACAGUUCCCUUGCAGCACAGAAGCAAUCUCUCCCCAUCUUCGCAUAUUCUGAUGGCAAAUCAAAUGGAAGAAAAGAGGAAGCAUGACUGCAGAUCGGAUCAGUUCUCUUUGUGGAUUACAUUUUCAGUAAAAUGCAUGGAUAUAUCUUUUCCUUGUUCUUAUAUCUAGAUCAUGAGACUUGACUGAGGCUGUAUCUUUAUCCUCCAUCCAUCUAUGGCGAACUAUAGCCAUGCAGCUGACAACAUUUUGCAAAAUCUCUCUCCUCUAACAGCCUUUCUGAAACUGACUUCCUUGGGUUUCAUAAUAGGAGUCAGCGUGGUGGGCAACCUUCUGAUCUCCAUUUUGCUAGUGAAAGAUAAGACCUUGCAUAGAGCACCUUACUACUUCCUGUUGGAUCUCUGCUGUUCAGAUAUCCUCAGAUCUGCAAUUUGUUUCCCAUUUGUAUUCAACUCUGUCAAAAAUGGCUCUACCUGGACUUAUGGGACUCUGACUUGCAAAGUGAUUGCCUUUCUGGGGGUUUUGUCCUGUUUCCACACGGCUUUCAUGCUCUUCUGUAUCAGUGUCACCAGAUACUUAGCUAUUGCCCAUCACCGCUUCUAUACAAAGAGGCUGACCUUUUGGACGUGUCUGGCUGUGAUCUGCAUGGUGUGGACUCUGUCUGUGGCCAUGGCAUUCCCCCCAGUUCUGGAUGUGGGCACUUACUCAUUCAUUAGGGAAGAAGAUCAAUGUACCUUCCAACACCGCUCCUUCAGGGCUAAUGAUUCCUUAGGAUUUAUGCUGCUCCUUGCCCUCAUCCUCCUAGCUACACAGCUUGUCUACCUCAAGCUGAUAUUUUUUGUCCACGACCGAAGGAAAAUGAAGCCAGUCCAGUUUGUAGCAGCAGUCAGCCAGAACUGGACUUUCCAUGGCCCUGGAGCCAGUGGCCAGGCAGCUGCCAAUUGGCUAGCAGGAUUUGGAAGGGGUCCCACACCACCCACCUUGCUGGGCAUCAGGCAAAAUGCAAACACCACGAGCAGAAGAAGGCUAUUGGUCUUAGAUGAGUUCAAAAUGGAGAAAAGAAUCAGCAGAAUGUUCUAUAUAAUGACUUUUCUCUUCUUAACCUUGUGGGGCCCCUACCUGGUGGCCUGUUACUGGAGAGUUUUUGCAAGAGGGCCUGUAGUACCAGGGGGAUUUCUAACAGCUGCUGUCUGGAUGAGUUUUGCCCAAGCAGGAAUCAAUCCUUUUGUCUGCAUUUUCUCCAACAGGGAGCUGAGGCGCUGUUUCAGCACAACCCUUCUUUACUGCAGAAAAUCCAGGUUACCAAGGGAACCUUACUGUGUUAUAUGAAGGAGCAUCUGUACAUCUUUAGCCUUGUGAAACACUAACCUUCUCUGCUAAGCAAUUGUGGCCUGUAGCCAUUUCUUGAGAAGAAAAUCAAGAAUGGGAUCAGCAGUUAUAAGGAUUUGGGCAACAUUCUGCAGUCUUUGCAAUAGUUCACCUAUAAUCCUAUUUUAAAUCUCAGAGUGAUCCUGCUGACUGCCGGCGAAGGUUUGUAAUUACGAAAGGACUGAACCACUGCCCUAAGUUUCUUUAUGUGGUUGAAAACUAGAUAAUGAAAGUAGCAGGUGCUAAGUAUCAGUGCUAAACGCUGUGUAUAUCACUACUUACGAAAAAACAUCAAAAAAAAAACCAAUUAGCAUUGGACAUCUUAAUAAAUUAAGUUGAC
Lagenorhynchus albirostris (white-beaked dolphin) is the source of this 1844-nucleotide messenger RNA. It is a transcript of the gene GPR85, whose product is annotated as G protein-coupled receptor 85. The coding region runs from base 353 to 1465 and encodes 370 amino acids. Lineage: Eukaryota; Metazoa; Chordata; Mammalia; Artiodactyla; Delphinidae. Gene Ontology annotation, biological process: G protein-coupled receptor signaling pathway. Gene Ontology annotation, cellular component: plasma membrane. The transcript has 3 exons. Gene Ontology annotation, molecular function: G protein-coupled receptor activity. The record is from RefSeq and is a predicted model, not a curated record.